CUGCUGCAGCCCCAGCCGUGGCUCUUGUCCUUCUCCGCGGCCGCCAGCCUCGCCAUGCCUUCCUACACCGUGACCGUGGCCACGGGCAGCCAGUGGUUUGCCGGCACCGAUGACUACAUCUACCUGACCCUCGUGGGCUCGGUGCGCUGCAGUGAGAAGCACCUGCUGGACAAGCCCUUCUACAAUGACUUCGAGAGGGGGGCGGUAGAUUCUUAUGAUGUGACUGUGGAUGAAGAACUCGGAGAUAUACUUCUGAUCAAAAUUGAAAAACGAAAGUAUUGGCUCCAUGAUGACUGGUAUCUUAAGUAUAUCACUUUGAAGACUCCCUAUGGAGACUACAUUGAGUUCCCCUGCUACCGCUGGUUCACAGGGGAGGGCGAAAUUGUCCUCCGAGAUGGGAAAGCAAAGCUGGCUCGGGAUGACCAAAUUCACAUCCUCAAGCAGCACAGACGCAAAGAACUGGAAAUGCGGCAGAAACUCUAUCGGUGGAUGGAGUGGAACCCUGGAUUCCCGUUAAGCAUCGAUGCCAAAUAUCAUAGUGAUUUACCACGAGACAUUCAGUUUGACAGCGAGAAAGGAGUAGACUUUGUUUUAAAUUACUCCAAAGCGAUGGAGAAUCUCUUUGUGAAUUGCUUCAUGCACAUGUUCCAGUCUUCUUGGAGUGACUUCGCAGACUUUGAGAAGAUCUUUGUCAAGAUCAGUAACACCAUUUCAGAAUAUGUCAUGCAGCACUGGCAGGAGGAUUUCAUGUUUGGCUACCAGUUUCUGAAUGGAUGCAACCCAGUCAUGAUCCAGAGAUGCACCAAGAUCCCAGAGAAGUUCCCAGUGACCACAGAGAUGGUGGAGUGCAGCCUGGAGCGGCAGCUGACCUUGGAAGAGGAGAUCCAGCAAGGGAACAUCUUCAUAGUGGACUUUGAAAUUCUGGAUGGCAUCGAUGCCAACAAAACUGACCCGUGCACCCUGCAGUACCUGGCAGCCCCCAUCUGUCUGCUGUACAAGAACCUGGAGAACAAAAUUGUCCCCAUCGCCAUCCAGAUUAAUCAAACUCCAGGAGAUGAUAACCCCAUUUUCCUCCCUUCUGAUGCAAAGUAUGACUGGCUUCUGGCCAAAAUCUGGGUUCGAUCUUCUGAUUUCCACGUCCACCAGACCAUCACCCACCUCCUACGAACACAUCUCAUGUCCGAGGUGUUUGGCAUUGCCAUGUUUCGGCAGCUUCCAGCUGUGCACCCUGUUUUCAAGCUCCUGGUGGCUCAUGUGCGCUUCACCAUUGCCAUCAACACGAAGGCCAGAGAGCAGCUCAUCUGUGAGUGUGGGCUCUUUGAUAAGGCCAAUGCCACUGGGGGUGGAGGACAUGUGCAGAUGGUUCAGAGGGCCAUGAAGGAUCUGACUUACCAAUCCCUGCUCUUCCCUGAGCACGUCAAGGCCAGAGGCAUGGACAGCAAAGAAGAUAUUCCAUAUUACUUCUACCGGGAUGACGGUCUCAAGGUCUGGGAAGCCAUAUGGAGUUUCACAAUGGAAAUAGUGGAGAUCUACUACGAGAGUGAUGAGGUGGUGAUGGAGGACAUGGAGCUCCAGGACUUUGUGAAUGACGUUUAUGUCUACGGGAUGAGGGGCAAGAAGGCUUCAGGAUUCCCCAAGUCCAUCAAGACCAGGGAAAAACUAGCAGAGUAUCUGACGGUGGUGAUCUUUACCGCUUCUGCUCAGCAUGCUGCAGUGAAUUUUGGCCAGUAUGACUGGUGCUCCUGGAUUCCUAAUGCUCCACCAACCAUGCGGGCACCUCCCCCAACAGAAAAAGGCGUGGUCACCAUUGAGCAGAUAGUAGAAACUCUGCCAGAUCGGGGACGCUCCUGCUGGCAUCUGGGAGCCGUCUGGGCCCUGAGCCAGUUCCAGGAAAAUGAGCUGUUCUUGGGCAUGUACCCAGAGGAGCAUUUCAUCGAGAAGCCAGUCAAGGAAGCCAUGGUCAAGUUCCGUAAGAACCUCGAUGUCAUUGUCAGUGGGAUCACUGAGCGGAACAAGAAUAAGAAGCUGCCUUAUUACUACCUGUCCCCGGACCGGAUCCCCAACAGUGUGGCCAUAUGAGUCAGCCCCCGCCUCCAGCUCCGGGAUCAGGAGGGACAUUCUCUCAUUGCAGCAGAGGGAAGGCCUUCGUCUCCUCUGGGGGUCAGAGGGGACUUCUGUGCUGUGUGUCUACACCUGAGCAAUCCUCCUUUUAGCAAGAACCUCUCUGGACACAUUACCAGGCCAAGCAGCUUACGAUGCCACACUUGCGGUGUCAAGCCAUAGGACAUACAAUGAUACAGCCCCCAUUUGACAAGCGCCUUCUCUACAGAGGCCUUUGUUUCUCAGCAAAGUGUAGAAAUUGUGACCCUCCCUCUCAGUUCCCACCAGGGAAUUUGUACCUUCUCUGUAGCACAUGAAAUCUGAAUGAUCACAAAAUAAAAAUGGAAUUUUCUGGCACUGAAAUUAUGUGCCUUUAUAGAAAUACUAUUAGAAGGUCCCUCUUGCCCCAUCCUGAGUGUCACACACUGGACAGCUGCCUAUUUGCCCAGGACUUCUGGUCACUGAGCCCCUUGGGUCAAUUGGCACGAGCUCAUGGUAAGUCAUGUCAUGAAGGGGUUCAGCGGUUCACCCAAAAUGCCACGUUUAAUUGAAUCACCCGAUGACCCUAUGGCUCCGUUUAGAACUCCGGGCUGAUGCCUGGCUGUGUGGCCUUCCCACUUCCCCACCCCUCACUGCACAAACUAUUAGUAGGGACCUGAGAGGGGGCAGCAGCAGCAAGCCUAGGAACCAUGCAGCUGGGUUUAGAACGUAGACUGGUUUCUUACAGUUUUCUUCUCUGUUUUUCUUGUAUUUGAUAAAAUUAAAAGAUUCCUACAUUUUCA
This is a messenger RNA of Vombatus ursinus (common wombat), 2882 nucleotides long. RefSeq names its product arachidonate 5-lipoxygenase (gene ALOX5). The coding region runs from base 55 to 2079 and encodes 674 amino acids. NCBI's taxonomy places the organism in Eukaryota, Metazoa, Chordata, Mammalia, Diprotodontia, Vombatidae. Gene Ontology annotation, biological process: lipid oxidation; linoleic acid metabolic process. The transcript has 14 exons. Gene Ontology annotation, cellular component: nuclear envelope. Gene Ontology annotation, molecular function: iron ion binding; arachidonate 5-lipoxygenase activity; protein binding. The record is from RefSeq and is a predicted model, not a curated record.